UGGCUUCGUCUCCAGAAGAAGUACAGAGAAAUUAAAAACCUGAAUCGUCGGUCUGACCAAAUUAACAGAGGAACCCUCUUCUCCGCCAUGAAAGAAGAUUACGAGGUUGAUGAGAAGAAGCAAGCUGCAGCUGAUGUAUUGUUUAGUUAUUCCAAGUUUGCUAUGGCCUGCAUCGGGAACCAGACUCGUCCUACUGACAUGAGGUUGCACUUGAUGAAGGAGAUCUCCGGAUUGCCUACUUCUCUGAAAAAAAGAGAAUCUUCUAGAGCAGCUACUUCUCCUGAUCCAGUUGGCGAAUCAUCUAGCUCUGGUACUGCCAGGCUUGAUAAAACGGAUAGUUUCAGGGCACUUUGAUUUUAGUUUUUUGUUUUAAUUGUUGGGGUCUCAUAUUGUAAGAUAGAUGCUAGUGGAUUACAGGCUUUAUGCAUCUGUCGCCGAGGAACCUUACUUAUCAAGUUUUAACUUUUGAUGUUGCCUAUGAUAGUGUGAAUGCUGUAUUCUCGGAUGUGUGGUUCUGAAAGAUAAAUGCUAUUAUACUACUUUGAAUUUAUAUUCUGUUUAUA
Molecule: messenger RNA, 563 nt
Organism: Camelina sativa (false flax)
Lineage: Eukaryota; Viridiplantae; Streptophyta; Magnoliopsida; Brassicales; Brassicaceae
Source: RefSeq, a predicted model, not a curated record